This is a messenger RNA of Oreochromis niloticus (Nile tilapia), 2142 nucleotides long. Its product is annotated as Fc receptor-like protein 5. The coding region runs from base 95 to 775 and encodes 226 amino acids. The transcript has 5 exons. Gene Ontology annotation, molecular function: transmembrane signaling receptor activity. Gene Ontology annotation, cellular component: external side of plasma membrane. Gene Ontology annotation, biological process: immune response; cell surface receptor signaling pathway. NCBI's taxonomy places the organism in Eukaryota, Metazoa, Chordata, Actinopteri, Cichliformes, Cichlidae. The record is from RefSeq and is a predicted model, not a curated record.
GGUGUGCAUUGUGUAUGUGUGGGCAGGCAGUGUCAGGAUGUGGUUUAAAUGUGUUAGAGUUUUCUUAGAGAAACAAAGUCAUCUUUAAAACAGGAUGAAGAUCGCACCAGUCUGCCUCAUGAUCACUGCAGCUGCUGCUACUCUCAGCAUCCAUCCCGACAGGUCAGUCUUCUUUUUUUAUGAAACCGUGACUCUGAGCUGUGCAGUGCCAGGCAGCUUCAGCAGCUGGACAGUGAAGAGAAACACCUCCACAAAGUCUUCUGUUUCAUGUGAGACCUGGGGCCAAUUCAAUGGGUCAUCCUGCACCAUCAAAGGUGUCUACCCAUCAGACAGUGGAGUGUACUGGUGUGAGUCUGACAGCGGGGAGUGCAGCAACACCAUCAACAUCAGAGUGGCAACUGGUGUGAUCCUGCAGGGUCCUGCUGUUCCUCUGACUGAGGGAGACAGUGUGACACUAAACUGCUCCUAUAAGGAAAAAUAUGCAAAGGAGUCUACGUCCAAUUUCAGCGCAGUUUUCUACAGAAAUGGUGCUUUUAUUGGAAAUAAGUCUGAAGGAAGGUUGAGCUUUACCCAUGUGUCCAAGGAGAACGAAGGCUUCUACAAGUGUGAACAUCCCGAAAAAGGACAGUCACCGGUGAUCUGGCUGGAAGUGAGAGGUAAUGAUAAUGAUAACACUAACAACCCUGUUAGUGUCGGUGCCAUUGGUGUCAUAGUUGGUGGCGUUGUCAUCACUGUCAUCACUGUCAUCGCUGUCAUUGCUUGGUGCAAAUUCUAGAAACUUUGGCAAAAGUGAAGACAAAAUAGAGGACGAGGCAAUAAUCCAAACAAUGGGCAAGCAGAACCACAACAAGAAGAGAUUCCACUGAGAGAAGAGCAAGAGCUGCCAAACUGACAGCUUGUCCAACAGCUUGGUCUCACAGCAGAACAUAAAUUGAUCUCAAAAGAACUGCGUGUUGGCUUUUGGUCAUGGACAUUUUUUAAGUUAACAAUACUUUUGUGUUUAGAGACAUUUGAUAUGACUAUCCAAGAAACAUCUCCUGGAUGCACUGGCACCCAUCUUCAGUGAUGUAUCCUGGAGUCAAUAGGCCUUUCGGAUCUCGCAACAUCAUAGACCCUCACCCAGGCGACCCAGCCCUCUUCUUCACUGCCCCAGUCACACCCAGCUAGCAAAGGACUUUGCAGAGUGAUCGUCCAGCAAAGCCCCUACAACCCCCUCUAUGGGCUCAUAGAGUGCCUCCCAUUCCCUUCCCCUGCACUCCUGCAGUAGUUCCUGGUACUUGGCGCGUUUCCUCUCUUUGGCAUCCUCAAUCCACUCUUCUCAGGGCACUGUGAGUUCCAGCAUGAUCAGAUGACAACCUUGCAAUUAAAAAAAAAAAACUGAAAACACACACACACUUGUUAUUAAUUAAGAUAACAAGUGCUACAGAAGCUACAUGCAAUUACCGCCUAUCAUUUAAUUGUUAUAUUGGUGCUAGUCAGUAUUGUUUUUGCACAUGCUACAACAGAAGAGCCUUUUCAGAUUGUAAGGUCUGUGUAGGACAAAGUAUAGUUUUACUUCUGGAUCUACAGUAUGGAUUUAAUGCAGUACAAUAUACCUGUCAUGGUAUGGAUGAGUGCUGGAUUUUCCUGUGUGCCACCACUGGGCAAAGUUGCUGCGCUUCCUCUCGCUUGCUGCAGCUUUGAGUAAUCAGCCUGCAGGUUUUUAAGACCAGCGCUCACAAACACUCCUUGCUGGAAAGUAGGCUAACCCUACAGUUCCACGGAUGCCAGGAUCUGACAUUGUUCUCUCUCGUUUUAGUGACUGUGAGAGCUUUGCUCUGUGAUAUUCCCAUAGCAUUUCACAGUAGUAUUCUAAUUUUGUCUCUAGUGAAAUCUGUCUAGACUGCCAUCAAGAGUGCUUUACCGUCAGUCUCAGUCCCCUGUGUUUACAGUAUUUUCGUGACCAUAGCUGGACUGGCCAUCAAAUCCCCGGUAUGCCUAAUGGUGAUUUUUUUUGUUUUUAUGGGCCGAUGGUUUUUUUUUUCUGUUUUUUUGUAAUGGUAUAAACACUUAAAGGUGAUGGAUUGGCCAGAUGCUGGGAGAUGCGUAGAAAUAACUCAGUUGUUUGGUGGUGGCUAUUGCGGAGCUUCCACAGAUUCAGUA